Plasmopara halstedii is the source of this 1353-nucleotide messenger RNA. RefSeq lists its product as uncharacterized. The record is from RefSeq and is a predicted model, not a curated record. Bases 1 to 1353 code for a protein of 450 amino acids. NCBI's taxonomy places the organism in Eukaryota, Oomycota, Peronosporomycetes, Peronosporales, Peronosporaceae. The transcript has 4 exons.
AUGGAAUUUAGGCGAGGAGAUCCGCAGACAAAAUCUCUUCUGUCAAAAGUGAAGUUGGAAACUGAAGAUACAAAAAUGAAUCGAUCGACAAGUGUGUCGACUAUAUCGGAGCAGCAGAUAGAUAACAAACUGUCAGGUUGCAACUUAGCAAACUGCCAUCUCCUUGGUGACGUAUGUCAUUCUAAAAACUACGACACGUUUGAUGAAGAUCAGCCUAAUGCUCAGUAUGGGAUCGAUACCGAGUGCUUAACUACUGACCCUGCUUGCGAUGACGAACACCUUUCCUAUGCACAUGCAAAUGAUGCACAAUUGAAUAAAAUUGAUCAAAAUGUUGCGGCCAACGAAUGCUUGCAUCCAUUCUUGACAGCUGACGCUCAAAAGUGGCAGCACGCAAUGACCAAUCCUUGGCGAGCUCAACCUGUAGGUGAUCAUCGUACGUUCCGAGAGAAACAUCAACUACCAGCUAUCUGUAGUCGCAAGAACCAAUGCCUGACAACUCGUGAGAAAUACAAGACACAGCGGGCAAGCAUGACUGGAUCUGCUCCAGCUUCAAUAAACUCGCUUUUAUCAGUAUCGAAGCUGCUGGAUGUUGGCGAGGAGACACACUAUCUGUCUACUACUCAAAGUGAUUCGAAUUUACAUGCUCCACGCCGUCAAGAAAUACUUCAUUCACAAGCGCUCAAAUAUUUUGAGUUCGAAUCUGAGAGUGAUAUACAGUUCCACGAGUUUGUGGUCUCCAAGGCUUCAGAUGCUAUCAGUGCUAUGGACAAUAGCGAUGGUUAUGCAGAUAGCAGUCGUGUUGUGUCCCACCUUAACUUGUCGCUCGCGAGCAAGUUCCAAGAACUAAAGUGUAAAAUGAAGUCUCAUGGAGAGAAACACAUUCCGGUUCAACGAAGUAGUAAUAAGCCUACUACUGAGGGCUUAACCACGGCUUCGUCGCCAUCGACAGUCCAUCCAAAAGUUUUGACGCACAUUAAGCAGGUCCGUGAAACCAAAGCAUACGACUUUUCGCGCAGUCGAAGCAGCGCAAAAUUCAAGACUAAAGGUGUAUCAAAAAAGCGCGUAAUUCUAGUCGCAGGUUCUACGGCAGGUACGAAGCAGCUUUUGUCACCGAACGUGUCAAGAGCUGCGUGCUCGAAAAAGUCUGCCACUACUGUAGCGCAUCAACUUCGAUCAAAAAAUAGAAACGGUGUCUCUCUCUCAGAUCUGAAAGCUGAACAUAAGGAGGCAUUACAAUUGCUUCAGGAACUUGGUGGACCAAUGGAUUCUGACUACCUGUUAAUACAUGAAGACUGUGCACAUCCAGCUCUAGAACGUCGAGUGGGACGUGAUUUGAUGGGAUUAGGUUGGUGA